AUGCCAUCCCACGACCCACGAUCCAGCCGCGUGAAUGAACUCCCAUCAGCAGCCAUGCCGCACGUAGUCAAACCCUUGGCGCCAAACUACGCCGAAGAAGAACGACAAGCAGCAGACCUCAAACUCGCCUCAAUAGCCAAAGCCAAAGAACAAGGUCCCGAUAUUCAAAAAGGAUCCGAAGCAGCUCAAUUGCAAUCGGAGGCUGAUCGGGCUUCGCGGGCUGCUCAACGGGAUGGUGCGAGGGAUACUAGGGCAUUUCCUAAUGCUUUUGCUAGUGCGAGUGAUACAAAGGAUGAGGAGCGGCAUUUUGGGGAGAUGGUGGCGGAUGUGGGGCAGAGGGCUAAAGAAACUAGGCAGGGAAGGGGGUUUUGGGGUAGGCCGUUGUAA
Molecule: messenger RNA, 387 nt
Organism: Spizellomyces punctatus DAOM BR117
Lineage: Eukaryota; Fungi; Chytridiomycota; Chytridiomycetes; Spizellomycetales; Spizellomycetaceae
Exons: 1
Coding region: 1-387 (128 amino acids)
Source: RefSeq, a predicted model, not a curated record